AGAAGAAGAGACGUAUGUGACUGAUAUGAAGGCAGAAGAUACAGAGGGAGAAGAAGAGACGUAUGUGACUGAUAUAAAGGCAGAAGAUAUAGAGGGAGAAGAAGAGACGUAUGUGACUGAUAUAAAGGCAGAAGAUAUAGAAGGAGAAGAAGAGACAUAUGUGACUGAUAUACAGACAGAAGAUAUAGCGGGAGAAGAAGAGACGUAUGUGACUGAUAUAAAGGCAGAAGAUAUAGAGGGAGAAGAAGAGACGUAUGUCACUGAUAUAAAGGCAGAAGAUAUAGAGGGAGAAGAAGAGACGUAUGUGAGGGGUGAUCUGCAGUGUAAGGAGGAGGAGAUCCCUAAAGAUAUCAGCACAGAUGGACACACAAGCAGGAACAUCUCAGAAGGACAUCUAAUGUUAUCCCCGGAUUGUGACAUAAAAGAUAAUGACAGUAGACAGGAUUCUCCAGGAGAUAACCCCAUUACCCCAAUUAUACAUCCAGCUCUAUCAGCUGAUCCCUCUGAUCCUGGGAAAUGUUCUCCUGAUCACUCUGAUAUUGGUGCAUCUGUUACAGCUCUGACAGUAGAUACAGUGUUUUCCUGUUCUAUAGAUGCACCAUGUUUUACACAGAACACAAAGCUUAUUGCACAUCAGCCAGCUAAGGUAGGUGAGAUGCAAUUUCCAUGUUCUGAGUGUGGAAAAGGUUUUUCACACAAGUCAUAUCUUGUUAUACAUGAGAGAAGUCACACCGGAGAGAAGCCAUUUUCAUGUUCUGAGUGUGGGAAAUGUUUUACACGGAAAUCACAUCUUGUUCAACAUGAGACAAGUCACACCGGAGAGAAGCCAUUUACAUGUUCUGAGUGUGGGAAAUGUUUUACACGGAAAUCACAUCUUGUUCAACAUGAGACAAGUCACACCGGAGAGAAGCCAUUUUCAUGUUCUGAGUGUGGGAAAUGUUUUACACGGAAAUCACAACUUGUUCAACAUGAGACAAGUCACACCGGAGAGAAGCCAUUUUCAUGUUCUGAGUGUGGGAUAUGUUUUACACGGAAAUCACAUCUUGUUCAACAUGAGAUAAGUCACACCGGAGAGAAGCCAUUUUCAUGUUCUGAGUGUGGAAAACGUUUUUCACACAAGUCAUGUCUUGUUAUACAUGAGAGAAAUCACAUCGGAGAGGGGACAUUUUCAUGUUCUGAGUGUGGGAAAUGUUUUGCACAGAAAUCAACUCUUGUUAGACAUGAGAGAAGUCACACCGGAGAGAAGCCAUUUACAUGUUCUGAGUGUGGGAAAUGUUUUUCACUGAAAUCGAAUCUUGUUAUACAUGAGAGAAGUCACACCGGAGAGAAGCCAUUUUCAUGUUCUGAGUGUGGAAAAGGUUUUUCACACAAGUCAUAUCUUGUUAUACAUGAGAGAAGUCACAUCGGAGAGAAGCCAUUUUCAUGUUCUGAGUGUGGAAAAGGUUUUUCACACAAGUCCUGUCUUGUUAGACAUGAGAGAAGUCACACAAGUGAGAAGCCAUUUUCAUGUUCUGAGUGUAGGAAAGGUUUUACACGGAAAUCACAUCUUGUUAGACAUGAGAGAACUCAUAGAGGUGUGAAGUCAUUUGCAUGCUCUGAGUGAUUAAUAAAUCAGCUCUUGUUGGACACAGUAGACAUCACACAUGUGGGGAACCAUUUUAAUCUGCUGGAGCAGGGGUUCUCAAACUCGGUCCUCAGGGGCCCACAUAGUGCAUGUUUUGCAGGUCUCCUCACAGAAUCACAAGUGAAAUAAUUAGCUCCACCUGGGGACCUUUUAAAAUGUUUCAGUGAGUAGUUAAUACACCUGUGUACUUGCUGGGUUACCUGCAAAACAUGCACUGUGUGCGCCCCUGAGAACCGAGUUUGAGAACUCCUGUGCUGGAGUAUAUUCAUCUUCACCAUUUUCCUGCAUUGUUCCUUCAGGUUUUAUCCUAUGUCCUGUGUUUUUUUUUUUUUUUUCAAUAUACAUGCUGCUAUUGGGUGAAAUAAUAAGACAUCAUGUCCUCCUUUACCUCUGCUAUACAGAUAUACAGUCUUUGCUCCGGGUACUGAAAACAAUACCAAUACUAAAUGUCUAGCUGAGCUCCAGGUGUGGGUGAUGCCAGUUGGCCAUGAUACCAUGUCCUAGUGAAACAGGUCCAUAUCCUAAUGCACGCCAACUCGCCUGUCUUCUGAUUACUUCCUCCCAC
Messenger RNA from Pseudophryne corroboree (corroboree frog), 2189 nucleotides. RefSeq names its product zinc finger protein OZF-like. The record is from RefSeq and is a predicted model, not a curated record. The coding region runs from base 26 to 1603 and encodes 525 amino acids. NCBI's taxonomy places the organism in Eukaryota, Metazoa, Chordata, Amphibia, Anura, Myobatrachidae. The transcript has 2 exons.